AUAAAAAUUACGAAACUGAGGUGAGCUGUGAGAAAGUAAAAAGAAUCAAUGGAUGUUCGAGAAACCGUAAGCAACCAAACCGACGUCGCUUUGAGCCUCACCAAGCACCUCCUGCAGACCCAUGGCAAGGACUCAAAUGUGGUCUUCUCGCCCUCUUCGAUCCAUGUAGUGCUGAGCCUAAUCGCGGCUGGGUCUAAGGGUUCCACCUUGGACCAGCUUCUCUCCUUCCUCAAGUUCAAAUCCAGCGAUCACCUCAACUCCUUCGCUUCGGAGCUCGUCGCCGUCGUACUCUCGGACGGCACCUCCUCCGGUGGACCCCGCUUAUCGUUCGCUAACGGUGCUUGGGUCGAGAGGUCUCUUCCUCUCAAGUCUUCUUUUCAACAGGUUGUUGAAACUACUUACAAGGCGACUGUAAAUCAAGUUGAUUUUCAGACCAAGGCUGCUGAGGUGACUGGAGUGGUGAAUUCAUGGGCUGAAAAAGAAACUAAUGGGCUUAUCAAAGAGGUUCUUCCCCCUGGCUCAGUUGACAGCACAACCAAGCUCAUUUUUGCAAACGCAUUAUACUUUAAAGGAGCUUGGAGUGAACAGUUUGACGCUUCUAAAACAAAAGAUAAUGACUUCCACCUUCUUAAUGGAAGCUCUGUCAAAGUACCCUUCAUGACCAGCAAGAAGAAACAAGUUGUGGGCGCAUAUGAUGGAGUCAAGGUAUUAGCUCUUCCUUACAAGCAAGGCGAGGACAAGCGCCGAUUCUCCAUGUACUUGUUUCUUCCAGAUGCUAAAGAUGGGCUGCCAGCUUUGGUGGAAAAAAUGGGUUCUGAAUCUGGUUUCUUAGAACGGCACCUUCCCAGCCAAAAAGUUGAAGUGGGUGAUUUUAUGAUUCCAAAGUUUAAGAUUUCCUUUGGGUUCGAAGCUUCUGAUACUUUGAAAGGUUUAGGACUGGUGUUGCCUUUCUCUGGAGAAGGUGGUCUUACUGAGAUGGUGGACUCACCUGUGGGUCAGGGCUUAUGUGUUUCGGACAUAUAUCAUAAGUCAUUCGUUGAAGUUAAUGAAGAAGGCACAGAAGCUGCAGCUGCUUCUGCUGGUGUUGUAAUGUUGAGAUCUAUUCUUGUCAGUAAGAAGAUAGAUUUUGUUGCUGACCAUCCAUUCCUGUUCUUGAUCAGGGAAGAUAUGACUGGAAUGGUGCUGUUCAGUGGGCAGGUGGUUAAUCCCCUUGCAACCUAAUUACAUUUCGAUGAGGAAUAAAAAUUUGUUAGUACAUCGAACCUAACAACGUGAGACCACAGUUUUCGUAAGACUGGUUUUUAGCUGCCAUUGCAUGGUAGCCCGAGUGAGUGAAACCAUUUCACCAACUGGCACUGCACUCGCUAAUUGUCAUAAUUGCGGCUUCUAUGGUCUUGGUCGUUUUAUAACGUGUACCGCUUGCACCUCAUGUGGUGAAUGUUCUUUGUUGUUGAUGUUGUAUUUAUCUAUUAUGUAGUAUAUACACGAAGUCUGACCUAAUAAGCUUUAGCUCGAGGAUCGUUACAUGUUUGUUAAUUGCUGGAGUUAUGUUAAGACUCGGAUAAAAGUUUGUAUUUAUCUACACGAUGCAAAUUUCUACUCUUCGUUUUA
Molecule: messenger RNA, 1611 nt
Organism: Humulus lupulus (European hop)
Lineage: Eukaryota; Viridiplantae; Streptophyta; Magnoliopsida; Rosales; Cannabaceae
Product: serpin-ZX
Exons: 2
Coding region: 49-1221 (390 amino acids)
Molecular function (GO): serine-type endopeptidase inhibitor activity
Source: RefSeq, a predicted model, not a curated record